CGUCGGUGCUGUUCGUAACUCCGCCUUAAACAACCGUAGAAGAAGAAAAGAGCAACGUGAGAGCCAUGCCGAAAUCAAAGAGGGAUAAGAAAGUCUCUCUGACAAAAACAGUCAAGAAGGGAUUAGAAGCGAAGCAGAAACUGAUUGAGGAGCUGCGGAAAUGUGUCGACACGUACAGGUACGUGUUCAUCUUCUCAGUGGAAAACAUGAGGAACAGCAAACUGAAAGACGUCAGAACAGCGUGGAAACACAGCCGGUUCUUUUUCGGAAAGAACAAGGUGAUGAUGCUUGCUCUCGGGAAAGGACCCACAGAUGAAUACAAGGACAAUCUGCACAAGGUGAGCAAGUUCCUCCGAGGGGAAGUGGGAGUCCUGUUCACCAACAAAACGAAAGAGGACGUACAGGAGUAUUUCAGCGGGUUCAGAGAGAUGGAUUACGCUCGGGCGGGGAACGUGGCGCAGAUGGCGGUGACGCUCGACGAGGGGCCGCUGGAACAGUUCUCGCACUCCAUGGAGCCUCAGCUCAGACAGUUAGGACUGCCUACAGCGCUUAAAAAAGGAAUCGUCACGUUAUUAAAGGACUAUGAAGUGUGUAAAGAGGGAGACACGCUCACUCCUGAACAAGCCCGUAUUCUGAAACUGUUCGGGAUCGAGAUGGCUGAAUUCAAAGUGUCCGUAAAGUGCAUGUGGAAUUCGGAGACUGGAGAUUUCGAGCUGUUAGAGGAAGGUGCUGAAGAGGCCAUGCAGGCAAAAGACGACGAUGAUGACGACGACGAUGAUGAAGAUGAGAGUUAAUGAAAAGAAACAAUGGACAAUGGACUUUCCACAUGGACUUGUUAGUUUAACUUGCAAAACCCGGAUACAUAUUUGUGCAAAUCUUUCUUCAACGUGUGUUUUAUGUGAUUUAUGAUCCAGACAUUAUGAUCCAAAUGUUCCUACAUGACUUCUCAUAAAAUAUACCACUUUCAGAUC
Pangasianodon hypophthalmus (striped catfish) is the source of this 971-nucleotide messenger RNA. RefSeq names its product MRT4 homolog, ribosome maturation factor (gene mrto4). The record is from RefSeq and is a predicted model, not a curated record. Gene Ontology annotation, molecular function: RNA binding. Gene Ontology annotation, biological process: rRNA processing; ribosomal large subunit assembly; nuclear-transcribed mRNA catabolic process. The transcript is spliced from 8 exons. NCBI's taxonomy places the organism in Eukaryota, Metazoa, Chordata, Actinopteri, Siluriformes, Pangasiidae. Gene Ontology annotation, cellular component: nucleolus; preribosome, large subunit precursor. The coding region runs from base 66 to 794 and encodes 242 amino acids.